UUUUUUCAGAUACUUACUUUAAUCAACAGAAGAAGGAAACACUAAAUCUCGGCGCACACUGGCUCGCCUACAAUCAUGUGGGCGCGAGUGUGGAUGGCGCUGACCAUCUCCGGCGCGUACUCGCAGACUACGCACACGAAAAUUCAGCAGAACGGUGUGGAUUACGAGUGGGGCUGGCAGCUAACGCCACAGGGAGACGGCACCGCGGGGCAUUACUAUCUCAGACUGCCACAGAACGAGCAGGAAGUUCGUUACGUGGCCGACGACACCGGCUAUCACGGCGCCGUCUCCGUGAAUACAGGCACACACACCGCGAGUAUUGCGCUUGGAGAACGCGCGCUCCAAUUUUCCAAUACGCAGAUUGUCUUCUUUCAGUUGCCGCUAACGACCCAACUGUACCAAGUAUCGCCGUCCAAUGACAAUCAAACCCAAGCACCCGCCACUCCUGCGCAGCCCGAGAUAUAUCUCCUUCAACAACAGUUCUCCUCCGGCGACCAACAAUUUCCACAACCAAAUGUCCAGUACACAAUACCCAACUACUACUACAACAACAAUGUAGCUACCCCCGCCUACUACAACAACAAUGUAGCUACCCCCGCCUACUACAACAUACAAACUCUACAUCCUAUCCAACUAAACGAACAAAUUAGUGAUAAGGUAACGAAUUUUGAGACGAAGCAAAGUGAACGCUCGAAACCUCUUCAAAACAAAGAGGAUAAUGCUGAGCAAGAUCAUGAACAUCUCACAACCAAUGUUGUUCAAGUCUUCAAGGAUCACAAUUGCACUAACGAAGAAGAAAUACCUAAGGAACACAAGGAUGACUCGCAAAAACCUACACGUGUUUAUGCUGAAACUCCUACGUAUGACAUUCGUAAUAUUAACGGUAAUUACGGUAUAAGAAGUACUGAGAGACCGUUGUCGUAUCGAGGAGCUGUCCAUUUCAAAGUUGAGGCUCCUCGAGGCAAUGCAAGGAGUGAAAAGUAUUAUUACAAUGAAGUAGCAUCUACAACAAUUCGCAGUGUGACAACAGAAGAUGAUCGGAUUUCUAGAUUAGUAGCUUCGACACAGGAUAUAAUAUCGAAUGAAGAUCUGCUUAAAAUAAAUUACGCCGCUGAAAAACAAACCAAUGUGCAUAAUGAUGACAUCAUCAAACCAAAACCACGAUUCAGCUUAAAAGCAGAACAAACUCGAUAUGACCACUAUUCCACUGUAUCACCAAAUACUCAAAGAAACAGAAUCACUGAAGAUACCCGAUAUGAUCACUAUUCCACUGUAUCACCAAACACUCCAAUAAAUAAAAUUAAUGAAGAAACUCAAUAUGACCACUAUUCUACUGCCCAGCCAAAUACUCCAAGAAAUGCAAUCGCUGAACAAACUCAAUAUGACAACUAUUCUGAUGUGCCAUUUAAUACUCCAAGAAAUAGAAUCACAGUCAGAGCUAGAAUACAAAACAUUGUUGACAGUGAAAUAGAACACUUAGAGAAUGACCAGAAGAAAGAGGAUGUUCUGAAAACAAAUGCAAAUCAAUACACGUUUGCCUCGCCUAUAGUUGUUCAGGAUUCAAAUUAUGAUAAUUUUAAAGACCAAAUUGUUAACAAUUUAGUUUCAACUAUGGUUCCGUACUUGCAAGAUGGCUACGAAAUUGUUGGAGUGAGAAACAGUAUUGAUGAGAAUUUAACGAAUAGUGAAGACAGUCAGGACAGACAAUCUUCUUCCGAAAACCUAGUCAAUGUAACGCCAAGACCUGUAAGCCAGAAGUAUCUUGCUCCUAUCACCGUUGCUUUAAGACUUUACAAUGCGAAUGAUUCUGGAACAUUCAACACUGUGGAUGAUCAUGAAGUUUCUGAUAGUGAAGUCGUAACAGAUACAGUGAAAGGCCCAAACAGAGAAAAGACUGUUGUCGACAUUCAGCAAUCCAUUCCUUUGAGCAUUACACACAUAAAUGAUGUUGAAGUACAUGAGUAUUUAGAUGAAGGUAGGAGUAAUGACAAGGGACCAUUAGAUUUUGCCAAGUCUUUAUAUAACACUUACGUUGACGCUUUGAGGUCUAAGGACUCUUAUGGGCAGAAGGACAACCGAAAUAACGCUAAUUCAAUUACUGAUCAGCAAAAUGAUUCUAGAGAACAAUUAGAACCAAGUGAAAAUAUUCAGACUGAAGUUGAAAUUAGACCCAAUGAAGAUAGUAAUGAGAGAAAUGAAUACGCAAGGCCUUAUUAUAACACUUAUAGCGUAGAUCAAGAUCACCCAAUUAUUCAACCGAUCAUUAUUGAAAAGGAAGUACCGGUUACUAAAUUCGUUGACAGAUAUAUAGAGAAAGAAGUACCAUAUCCAGAAAGAGUGGAGGUUGUAAAGCAUGUGCCGGUAGAUAGGCCGGUUGCUGUACCGGUACCAUAUGAGAAAUUCGUUGAUAGACCAGUUGAAGUCACCCGUUUCGUCGAUAAACCUUACCCAGUAGAAGUACCGCAUUUAUAUCCGGUGCAGGUACCCUAUCCGGUCGAACACAAAAUUUAUGUCGACCGACCGGUACACGUCCCUUAUCCUGUAGAAAAGGUUGUUGAAAAACAAGUCGUUCAUCAAGUCCCUGUACCUACCCCGGUAGCCGUGCCAGUAGGAGUACCGGUCGAAAGAAAAGUCUUGUACCCUAUCCCAAUAGAACACCGGGUCCCAUACCCUGUUGCGGUAGAAAAACCGGUUACAGUUGAGAAAAUAGUGCACAAAGAAGUACCGGUUCCAUAUGAAGUUGAAAAACGGGUACCCUACCCGGUACAUUACGAGACUAAAGUUCCCGUCCCUUAUCCGGUGGAAAAAAGAAUACCGUACCCGGUUGAUAGGGUUGUCGAAAAACCGGUAACAGUUACGAGAUAUGUAGAGAGACCGGUACAUGUCGAAGUACCAGUGCCACAGCCAGUACCGGUUGCGGUCCAUGUGCCUCAACCUUAUCCGGUUGACAGAUUUGUAGAAAGAAAAGUGCCUUACCCGGUCCCAGUUGACAGGAUUGUUGAGAAAAAAGUACCAGUUCAAGUCCCGUACGCUGUUGAAAAAGUUGUGGAAAAAAUUGUCGAAAAGCCUGUAGUUGUAACCAAAUAUGUUGACAAGCCUUACCCAGUUGAAAAGCGCGUGCCGUAUCCAGUUGAAAAAAUUGUGGAGAAAAAGGUGCCUUACCCGGUCGAAGUGCCGGUCCACGUCAAGGUUCCCUACCCGGUGGAAAAGAAGGUUGAAAGGCCGGUGUACGUGCCUAUUAGAGUGCCAUAUCACUUUGAAAAGCCACAAGAUUACUACACCUAUGCAUACCCGCACAGCACUGAGCAGACACAAAAUAUUCCCCGAUAUCAGCAUUUUGCCGAACAACGCAAGCAAGCGAGUCCAGCGUCAAAUUUAAAUCUUAAUGAAAUACAACACAAUUUCAACCAAAAGGCCCAACAAUCUUACGCUGCUCAAUAUAAUCAAUACGUAAAAGAUUUAAAAGAUAGAAAGCCUGCUGCUUCUGUGCAGACAACGCACUGGGGGAAUUUAUAUGCGUCGUCAUACCAAUAUAUCAAUAAUACACCCAAGUUUGAAAUCCAAAAGAACCCAGCACUAUCCAACUACAUGCACUAUUUAACCAAUAACAAUAACAAGCAAAAUGACUACUACGGUCCUCCGCCAGUUCGCAAUGAACAGCAGCAUUGGGGACAACAGAAUAACAACUAUUUUACCCCUAAUUCGGAACAACAGAAAUUGCGAAGAACUGACAGGACGCCGAAGGUAUCGAAUUUAAGGAUAGAAUAUGGGUUUAAGCCACCACUGAUCCCUAGCACUGAGAUUGAUCUAGAUGGUUUCCCAAUUAAGAAAGAUUAG
Cydia strobilella is the source of this 3837-nucleotide messenger RNA. RefSeq lists its product as uncharacterized. The record is from RefSeq and is a predicted model, not a curated record. Bases 76 to 3837 code for a protein of 1253 amino acids. Lineage: Eukaryota; Metazoa; Arthropoda; Insecta; Lepidoptera; Tortricidae. The transcript has 5 exons.